Molecule: messenger RNA, 978 nt
Organism: Monoraphidium neglectum
Lineage: Eukaryota; Viridiplantae; Chlorophyta; Chlorophyceae; Sphaeropleales; Selenastraceae
Exons: 3
Coding region: 1-978 (325 amino acids)
Source: RefSeq, a predicted model, not a curated record
AUGGGUUUGGCCUCGCUCGACGCCGCCGCCGCGGUCGCGGCCGCGGCGGCGGCGCCGCGCCAGCGGCUGUGGCAGGAGUCCGCCUCUGCUUCGGCGGCGGUGAGCGGGCCGGCGGGCCGCGGCGCGGCGGGCGGCGGCAGGAGGUCGGGGAUUGCUGACGAGGCGGGGCGCGGCAGGGGAGAUGAUGACGAGGAUGACAACGACGGCGACAACGGGGGCGGUUAUGAUGACUACGGGGCGGCGGAUGACAAUGGCGACGGCGAGGACGGGUGGCAGCAAGGGGCGGAGGGGGACGAGGCGGAUGUCGUGCGCGCGUCGCAGCACGUGUCGAGCGUCGUGCGGGGCAUCGCCGCCGCCGCGAGCCCGGAGACGCCCUCGCACCCGCUGCGCCUGGCGGCCAGCGGCAGCAAGGGGGCGCGCCCGGCCGGCGGCGCCGGCGCAGCCGCCGGCGAAGCGGCCCGGGGCACGGCGGCCGGGAGCGGCGGCGGCGCCAGCGGCAGCGACGGGGCAGCUGCGGCGGCGGCGUCUGAGCCGUCGCCGCUGCGGCUGACGCCCCAGGUGCAGGCAGCCAGCCAAAGGGCGCGCGGGGGCCAGGCGGCGACGGCGGCGGUGCAGACGGCCGAAGCUGCAGGCGCCAGCGGCGCAGCGGCGCGGCGCGGCAGCAAGCGGCCGCACGCGGCGGUGCAGACGCCGCGCGAGGGGCGUUGGGCCAAGAGCAGGAAGAGCCUGGCGUCUGACGGCAUGCAGACAGGCCUGGACGGGCGCCGCCAGACCACGCGCGUGCGGCACCCUCCGCUGGAGUACUGGCGCAACGAGCGCAAGGAGAUGUGCCGCGUGCACGCCAGCCUGCCCACCGUGAAGCGCACAGUGGAGCUCACCCCAGACCCCUGCUGGCCGGCGCCGCAGGGGGAGGUGGAGAAGCGGGAGCGCGCCAGGAGCAAGCCGCGCUCGAAGCCGCGCGCCGCCGCCAAGAAGUGA